GAGUGCACAAACUCACCUGAGUCAGGAGGGAGAUGGAGGUUUCUGCCUCCGGCUGCUCCAGGUUCCGCAUCGACUCUCUGCUCUCCCUCAGACCGGCGGGCGCGCUCCUCUCCCGGGCAGACCCUCCGGAGCUCAGCCCGGGAAGCAGCAGCGGCUGCUCGGCGCCUCCUUCCCCGCGAAGAAAGCCGGUUCCACGGCUGGAGUGUGUGCUGCUGCCCGGUCAUCUGCAGCAGAUCCAGCCCCGCACCGUCAGUUCCUCUUUCCUUAUCCGGGACAUCUUGGGGGACUGCCGGCCCUACUCUGAUCCGGAUCUGGUCGACUCUGACCCGGGACUGGUAGACUCUGACCCGGGACACCCUGAGCUAGAAACCGAGCCAUUCCAGUCCGGACCGGAAAACGACUGUCAGGAUAAAAGUCACAGCAGCUUCUCUUCUGACAGUGAAUCCAGAGUGCAGAGCGGGGCCUCGGACCUUGUGAUGGAUAGUCUGAAGAAACCUCGUAAAGCUCGGACGGCGUUCAGCGACCAGCAGCUGUCGAAGCUCGAGAGAAGCUUCCAGAAACAGAAGUACCUGAGUGUCCAGGACCGCAUGGAGCUGGCUGCUUCACUGCAGCUCAGCGACACACAGGUCAAGACCUGGUACCAGAACAGGAGGACGAAGUGGAAGCGUCAGUCAGCUGUGGGUUUGGAGCUGCUGGCUGAGGCCGGCAGGAUGUUCCUGCCCACACACUACCUGUACCCUCCGGCCCCGCCCACACUGGACUUAUACCUGUACCGAAGCCACGCCCCCCAACACCACCACCACCCAUUCCCGCCCCUGCUGCCUCGCGUGCUGACCCACACGGAACCACACCCGCACUGACACCAGCACGCUGGGAGGACUGGUUCCUACAGGACGACGUACAGGAACAAAAGAACCCAUUCAUGUUUGGAGACAGAAUUCUUUACUUUAGAAUAAGUGUCCAACUCAUUUUGGUUCAUGGGCAAUAUAACCCUAGUUUGAGCUAAAGUGGACCAGACCAGUAAACCACUCGGAAAGAUCAGAAACUUUAUCUGCCACAGAGUUUCUUGUCAGCUUGAAGUUGGCAAAAGCAAAUUGCUUCUGCUACGGCAGCGUUCUAAGGCCAAUGUAGGA
Messenger RNA from Etheostoma spectabile (orangethroat darter), 1133 nucleotides. It is a transcript of the gene barhl1a, whose product is annotated as BarH-like homeobox 1a. Gene Ontology annotation, biological process: regulation of DNA-templated transcription. The coding region runs from base 33 to 860 and encodes 275 amino acids. Lineage: Eukaryota; Metazoa; Chordata; Actinopteri; Perciformes; Percidae. The record is from RefSeq and is a predicted model, not a curated record. Gene Ontology annotation, molecular function: DNA-binding transcription factor activity, RNA polymerase II-specific; DNA binding. The transcript is spliced from 3 exons.